ACGGUUACUUUCAUUUGAAUUGAGGAAGGAUUCAGUGCUUUGUUCUCGAUUACAGUGGUCUCUAAAAAGUCUGAUAUUUAUAGAAAUAUUUCCUCCUUUAUGACCUCUAACACCACAGAAAAAAUGUGCCUCACAAUGCUUUUGGAUUAUCAUUUAUGUUUCAAACAGUAAUCAGUAGAGUUGAUGGAUUCCACCUGACACCGCCUUGGUGCUCCUCUCAGUCCGUGAAGGCAUCAAACCUCUUGGCCAAUGAAGAUGUGACUGUUGUUUGAGAUCUGCUGCGUGCUGGUUAAAGUGUUGCUGAACAGGAAGUUGAAGUGUAGACUUGAGAGAGCAUUAACAGACAUGAGGGUCUGUCAUCAUCUUCUUGUGUUGUUUUUUCUAGCAGGCUUAUGCUCACUCGUUGACAGUUAUGUCUGGCGGCCGAUUCCAGGAGCUCUACAAAACGUUAGUACAAAUGACACGGGUGUAAAGAAGGCUGUCCUGGUGGGAACAUACUCAUUCAACAAUAAAUCCAAUGAUGCUUUUCUGUUCAGAUCAUCAGCUAUUGAUGAUGCAAAAAGACAGAUAGUGAAAGGUAUCCGCUACGUUCUGACAGUAGAGAUCUCCCGAACUAUGUGCAGAAAGAUGGGCAAGAAUGAUGAUCUCCCCAACUGUCCCUUUCAGACAGACAGUCUAUUAAAGCAGAUCCCUUUAGGAAGAGAGUUGCGUCAAUGAUUUUGUACAGCAAUGGCAGAUGAUGGAGCCUCUCAAGAGUUCCCGAGCUGCAGCAGAAAAGACUAAAUGUGAUAAACUUGAUGAAAGUUUUAAAACUUAAGACAUUUAAAAAAU
This is a messenger RNA of Misgurnus anguillicaudatus (oriental weatherfish), 831 nucleotides long. The record is from RefSeq and is a predicted model, not a curated record. NCBI's taxonomy places the organism in Eukaryota, Metazoa, Chordata, Actinopteri, Cypriniformes, Cobitidae.